CUACCUUUUAUACCUUAACCUAUUUGUCUUCUUUUCUCUAAUUUUUGUUUUUUUGGUUAUACUCUGUUCUUGCCAAAAAAAAAAACCCAGUUUUUUUCUUCAGUUUUUCACAAUGAAAUCCAAAAUCAAACAAGAUUGUAUUGAUGAAAAUGAAGUAAUGGAAAUUGAGAGGACAAUAAGAGUGAAAAUUUCAGACCCAGAUGCUACAGAAUCAUCUUCAGAUGAUGAAAAACAGGAAAAAAGACCGAAGAUUAUUGUUCAUGAGAUUGUUCAGAAAAAGGUAAAGAUUCAAUCUUUUUUACUUAAUAGCAAAAACCCAUUAGAUUUUUAUCAAUUGCCUCCUCCUAGGGUUCGAAAAAGAAAAUAUCAGAAGAAGGGUGUUUCUGCAAAAUCUGGAAAUCCGCCAUUAAUGGUGGAUUCUCAGAACUUGGAUUUAACGAAGGUAAAGACUUGUUUUUCAAUAAAAAACAGAAGCCCUUUGAGUCUUGAGCAAUCUUCUGGUAAAUUACCUCCUAUGGUUCGAAAGAGAAAAUCUGGAAAAUUUGCUACUGAAAUUAGAGACCCAUUUAGCAAGAAAAGGAUUUGGUUGGGUACUUUUAAUACUCCUGAAGAAGCUUCUGAGGUUUAUCAAUCUAAGAAACUUGAGUUUCAGGAGAAGUUGGAAAAGGCUAGAAAUGCAAAUGUAGAUAAGGUUAUUUCUGCAAAAUUUGAACUUGGGUCUUCUUCUUCGAGUGAUCCGCCAUUAAUGGCUGAUUCUCAGAACACAGAUUCAUCUAAUGAGUCAGUUGAUAGAUUGAAGAUGGCUAAAAAUGCAAAAGAGAAAAUGGUUAUUUCUGCAAAAUUUGAACUUGGUUCUUCUUCAUCGAGUGAUCCGUCAUUAAUUGCUGAUUCUCGAAACACAGAUUCAUCAAAUGAGUCAGGUGAUAUAUUGAAGAAGUCCAAAAAUGCAAAAGAAAAAAUGGUUAUUUUUGCAAACUCUGAACCUGGUUCUUCUUCUAGUGAGCCAAUAUUAAUGGUGGAUGAGAUUGAUGAGCAAUUGAAUAAGGCUAUAAAUGCAAAUGUGGAAAAGGGUAUUUCUUCAAAAUCUGAACUUGGUUCUUCUUCUAGUGAUCAAGUUGAUGCACAAACCUCGGAUUCAUCGAAUGGGGUUGAAGAAAGUGAUGAAGAUUUGUGGAUGGGGCAAUGGAUACAAAUUUCAGGUGAUAAAGAAGUUAAAUUUUCGCAGAAAUUGGGCGUUCCUGUUGUUGACAAUUACGGUUAUUUGUUAGGUGAAUUUAGCAAAUUGGAUGAUCUUAGUAUUUCUGUUUGAGAUAACUAUAGUUCCAUAAAUACUAUGUUCGAAACUUGCAGCAAUUUUAGGUGAUUAGGUCCAAUUUGUGAAUAUUAACAGUGACAAUUGCAAGUUGACGAAUAAGUGUUCAUGUGUUAUGGAAUUUGUUGUAAUGGUUAUAACUUUGAAUGCAGAUGGAAAUUUGUUUCUCAAAUAGAAAUUCGAGUUCUUGAA
Messenger RNA from Solanum pennellii, 1504 nucleotides. RefSeq names its product ethylene-responsive transcription factor ERF116-like. Gene Ontology annotation, biological process: regulation of DNA-templated transcription. The transcript has a single exon. Gene Ontology annotation, molecular function: DNA binding; DNA-binding transcription factor activity. NCBI's taxonomy places the organism in Eukaryota, Viridiplantae, Streptophyta, Magnoliopsida, Solanales, Solanaceae. The record is from RefSeq and is a predicted model, not a curated record. Bases 113 to 1309 code for a protein of 398 amino acids.